CGCUGCUGUAAAUACCUCAAUCAGACGACGGAGAGUUGUGGACAAAUCUCUGAGUUUCGACGGAGAUCAACAUCACAACAGGAAAGUUUCUUACGUUUAACAGUAAGUGGUACAGCGCUGUAAUUUAACCAUUUGAAUUGAGCUUAAAACCGUUAGGUUCCUUUGUUCGACUUCGGUGCAAGGACAUCUUUUGUUUCGAGUGUCCGAGUCCGUCCUGGUGGAAACGCAAAUGCCGUCCUCUGAACCAGGUUCUAAGCUUAUGGUCUUUCUCGUUUUCUUUUGCUUGUCCUAUAGGGUACGGAAGGAGGCGAAGCCUAUAAUUCUUUAUGAUCUUGUGCUUGAAAGUUUGUAAUAUUCAAAAAUUAGAAUCACAACAGGGGAGUGGGGAACAUUUUUUUCACAUCUUUCAGCAAUAAACCAUCGUCUUUCAGAAAGCCGUACAUUAGAAUUCGACACAUUGACGCACCAUGGGUUCAGUAAACGAGGAUAACUGGGUCGACGGUAUAAUCGAUCAACUUUUGCAGGCUAGAAGCCGGAAACCCGGUACGCCUGUUGAUUUGUCGGUUCAAGACGCCACCAGCCUGUGCAACUACGCAAGAGAAGUAUUCAUGCAGCAACCGAUGCUACUGGAGCUCGGCGCUCCGAUUAAAAUUUGUGGAGAUGUUCACGGGCAGUACACUGACUUGUUGAGACUUUUUGAGUACGGCGGGUUUCCUCCAGAGGUAUGUCAUUGUUUUCCAUUUGUUUCCAUUUUUUGUAAGGAACAGACAGAAUUUAUGUUUCUCUUCUCGGACAAAUCUUAUCUUCUUUUUCUUAUUUACAUCGAAAUAGGCAAACUAUCUUUUCCUUGGAGACUAUGUUGAUCGCGGAAAACAAUCCUUGGAAGUCGUUUCCCUGCUAUUCGCGUACAAAAUUAAGUACCCCGAGAACUUCUUUCUUCUCCGUGGUAAUCAUGAGUGCGCCGGUAUCAAUAGGAUCUACGGGUUCUAUGAUGAAUGUCGCCGUCGUUUCUCGGUGAAGAUGUGGAAACAAUUUUGCAAUACCUUCAAUUGCCUCCCAUGCUGUGCUGUGAUCGAUGACAAGAUUAUUUGCAUGCACGGAGGGCUUUCUCCUGAAUUAUCACAAAUGGAGCAAAUUGCCAACCUCGCAAGGCCAUGCGAUGUUCCUGACACGGGUUUGCUUUGCGACAUCCUCUGGUCAGACCCAGACCCGAGCAUCACAGUAAGUAGCCUCCAAAUUUUGUCAAAUGCCAUUGCCUUCCUUCUCAGUAGUUGGAACCAAUUUAUCUCUAACACAAUUCUGCGUCACGUAAUUCUACAUUUAUACGCCUUUAGGGAUGGGGAGAAAAUGAUCGUGGUGUUUCUUUUACUUUCGGCGGUGAUGUCGUUCGUCAGUUUCUUCGUAGACAUGAUCUCGACUUGGUGGUCAGAGCCCACCAGGUGGUGGAGGAUGGUUACGAGUUUUUUGCUGGACGUGAACUGGUCACUGUCUUUUCAGCACCGAACUACUGUGGCGAGUUCGACAAUGCAGGUGCAAUGAUGACAGUUGAUGACACCCUGAUGUGCUCAUUCCAAAUUCUGAAACCAGCAAGCGCUGCACAACAAAGAUAUGGCGGUCGGCAAAAUACGCCAGGACGCAGAUAAAUGUCGCUGUAUUACAUUUGAAGCCUCUGUAUUUUUACCGCCAACAUCCAUUUCAAUAUGCUACUCGGUUGAUUCAGAUUUCGUACGAAAGCUAGAAAUUGAAAAAUGUAGAAUAAUGAUCGUAUAUCUUCUUUUCUCUCGCAGCAGUUAAAACCAAAACAUUCUAUUAACGACAAAUGUUAUUGAAGAACAAAGAUUUUGAGAUAUCUCUACCGCUUAGUAAUCCAUCGUACCAUUCAUUUCUGAAGGAAUCAAUGUAUCACAUUAUU
Pseudo-nitzschia multistriata is the source of this 1912-nucleotide messenger RNA. The record is from the annotation of a GenBank genome assembly. Lineage: Eukaryota; Bacillariophyta; Bacillariophyceae; Bacillariales; Bacillariaceae.